Messenger RNA from Homalodisca vitripennis (glassy-winged sharpshooter), 2933 nucleotides. RefSeq names its product protocadherin Fat 1-like. NCBI's taxonomy places the organism in Eukaryota, Metazoa, Arthropoda, Insecta, Hemiptera, Cicadellidae. Gene Ontology annotation, cellular component: plasma membrane. Gene Ontology annotation, molecular function: calcium ion binding. The record is from RefSeq and is a predicted model, not a curated record. The transcript is spliced from 16 exons. The coding region runs from base 1 to 2406 and encodes 801 amino acids. Gene Ontology annotation, biological process: homophilic cell-cell adhesion.
AUGUUAUUUGACAGGAGUGAUCUCAGUGGAGUGAUCUCAGUGGUACAGCACAUAGACUACGAGCAGACCAAGUGGUACCUGCUGACUGUUCUGGCCACGGGCCAAGGGUUACCUCCACUCAGAGUGAUCUCAGUGGUACAGCAGGUAGACUACGAGCAGAUCAAGUGGUACCUGUUGUCUGUUCUGGCCACGGACCAAGGGUUACCUCACUCAGUAGCCAUCGUUGUAAAACUGUUGGACUACCACAACCCCAGUUGCACCUUCUGUAUGACGAUGUUAUGUGACCGGAGUGAUCUCAGUGGACGUGAUCUCAGUGGUACAGCAGGUAGAUUACGAGCAGGACCAAGUGGUACCUGGUUGACUGUUCUGGCCACGGACCAAGGGUUACCCCCACUCAGUAGCCAGACCACUGUAAAACAUCACCGUCUUGGACACUGGAGGCUGCGGACCGGGGACAGUGGUCCCAACGCGAGAGUGGGAUAUUCUCUGGAGUCGGGAGACUCUCUUCACCAGUUCAGUCUGGAUCUGAACACUGGAGAGUUGUCGGUGUCCAAAACUUUGGACAGAGAGUCUAUUGCAGAAUACAGCUUAACGAUUCAGGCCUCUGACUUCGGCUCUCCUCAACUGAGUUCUACUGUCUUCAUCAGUAUAAGUGUCCUGGACGUAAACGAUAAUCCGCCAACACUGACCCAAGACAACUACACGUUCUUUGUCCAGGAGGACAAAAUGCCAGGCUGGGCUGUGGGUCAGAUGAUAGUGUCUGACGUUGACACCUUCCCCAACGGAGCUCCGUUUUCCUUCAGCAUCUUGUCCGGCAAUGCUGACCUGGCUUUCCGCGUGGUAUCUGACGGCACUUUGUACACAGCAGCUCGCCUCAGCACGCGAGCUCGCUCUGUGUACUACCUGCAGGUACGCGUGGGUGACAGCGGCUUCCCUCCCCUGCACACCGACUCUUGGAUCACUGUCAAGUGUUUGCCCCUGGAGGUGUUCAUCAUCGCCUACCAGGAGCGAUGGCCCGGAGGUGAGAUCGGUCACCUGAUAGCCUCGGACCAGGACCCUUAUGACACGCUGGUGUUCGCGAUGGAGCCGAGCCCACCAGGCCAGGGACAGUUCUCGGUGGAGCCUCGCCGUGGAGUUCUGACCGCCGGUCCCAUGGUGGAUGCUGGCCGCUACCGCCUCAACAUCUCUGUGUCUGACGGCAAGUUCACGACGUACACCACCGUCACCGUCCACGUGCUGCCUCUCUGGGAGGACAUGCUGCAGCACAGCGUCAGCAUCAGGUUGCGGAGUAUGACGGCCCAUCACUUCGUGCUGCGGCAGUGGAAGAGCCUGGUGCAGCUCCUGGAGUCAGCGUUGCUGAGACAGGUGUCACUGACCAGUCUACAAGCUGUGGCUCACGGUGACCUUGACAUACUCUUGACCAUCACUGGGGGGGUGGAGCUGGCGGUGCUUAGCGAGGCUCUACAGUCCGCUGGGCUGAGCGGGGCCAACUGGUCAUGCGACUGCCACAACGGCGCUCUCUGCCGCCAGAAGGUUCAGAUACAGCGGGACUUGGUGUUCACAGUGGCCACAGACCACCUCAGUUUCGUGUGUCCUGGCCACUCCCACCAACUCUACUGCGCCUGCAACCUCGGCUAUGGAGGUGAAUACUGUGAGGAGAUUCUCCCGGGCGGCGACUGUGGGUGUCCUCCUCCUCAGGGGUGUAUGCCCCAGGCGGGGGCUCCAGGGGGCUACAUCUGCGUACCCCCCUCCUGCCCUCCCUCACACUCUUGUCCCCCCGCCGUCACCGCCAGCAUCCACUGGGAGGAGCUAGUGGCGAUCGUCGUGGCCAUCCUCAUAGUCUCGUGUCUUUUACUCGUAUUCGUCCUCUACAGGCGCUGCCACCGCAUCAGUCCCGGAAACAGGGUGGACAAGUCGGAACUGAAUCACGUCAUCAAGAGAACCUCUAAACUCAGUAACCUCCAGGUUACACAGCCCUCCAGGCCAACGUCGUACACUUGCAGUUCUAACAACGAGGUUUUCUCAGCCGUGGCGCUCAACAACGCCGAGAGAGGGACAGCGGAGACAGACAACGUGCCGCCCGACUACAGGCGCAACCUCAUGAGUCCCCAUCACAAGAUCAACAACGAUUUAAAACAAACUGCAGACAUCCCCCUACACCAGGUUAUACCCGCAGAAGAUGAUACAAGAACGAUUGGAGGAUUCCACUGGGACUGUACGGAGUGGUUGCAGAACGGCGAUGUCCACACAACCAUCCUGGGCGACUCUUCCAGUUACCAUAGCAACGAUAGCUGUCUCACAGGUGACCCUGCUCGGGAACUGGCGACCCUGGACACCAAGCUGAACAGUCAAGAGGAUCAGGUGAUCCCGUACGGGUUUCCCAGCAGUCUGGACGUCUGCUCGUAGCCUCUUCCACGCUUUCAGUUUCACUCGUGUACCUGCUUAUUUAUCCUGAACCAAUUCGCUAUGUAAAUCCUUUACAAAGUAGAAUAAAAGACUGAUGGGUUAUUUGAGGAAUUGUUCAGAUUUAAAGGUGUAUUUUAACAUUUUGUAUUGCUUAAUUAUUUUGUUUUUCACGUUUGGAAAAGUCUUCUUUACUUAUACUGUGCCAAAAGAAGCUUUUAUUGAGUUACAAAGCGAAUUGAUAACCUUAUAAAGCUGUAUUGACAGAGAUAAAUUGAGUUUAUCUUUUACCAUUUCAAAAUCUAUACAUAAUCAAAAAUUUCUUAUUUCUUAUUACCUUUUCCUAGAGUUGUUUCAAAUUUUUUUUCAUUACGAUCUUCGAUUUUGGGUUAAAUCAAGUUAAUUCAUAACAAAAACACCUAUGCUGUAAAUAGGUUUUGUAAUAACUCCAAAAUGCAUUAAAAGGUGCUUAGCAAAACCAUUGAAAAUUUACAGAUUCUUCCAUGAGCUAUCUUCAAUCAAUAAGCAUU